AUGACCGUCCCACCUCCUAACCCGAGCGGUUGCACCUCUGUUGGCCAGGUUGUCAACUGGAGAGGCCACCAGAUUGAGUGUACUAUCGAAGGCACCCUCUACGGUUACCUUCCCUCGCUCGGCGCAAACGCCUUCUUCACCGCCUUCUUCGCCCUUUGCUUCAUCGUCCAGGUCGUGCAGGGCAUUCGCUACAAGACAUGGACGUACAUGAUCGCACUCUGCCUGGGCUGUCUCGGUGAGACAUUGGGUUAUGCUGGCAGAGUCAUGAUGUACAACGACCCGUUUGGAGACACGGGCUUCAUGAUACAGAUUUGCUGCCUGAUCAUCAGUCCUGCCUUCAUCUCGGCCGGUAUCUACAUCACCCUCAAGCACCUCGUCAUCACCUUUGGACAGUCUUGGUCACGACUGCGCCCUGCCUGGUACACAUACAUCUUCAUCGUGGGCGACUUGGUCUCGCUGUGCCUCCAGGGCACUGGCGGCGGCCUUGCUUCUAGCGGAGAGGCAGGCUCAGCCACGGUGAACAUCGGUACCGAUUUGAUGAUUGCUGGUGUCAUAUUCCAGGUCGUCAUCCUUGCUUUCUUCGGUUACUUCCUCACCGAGUACGCGUUCCGCACACACCGUCACCGCGACCAGUUAUCAGCCGAAGGCGUAGCACUCCUCAACUCGAAACGCUUCCGCUGCUUCAUGUUCGCCGUCGGCGUCGCGUACUUGGGUAUCUUCAUCCGUUGUGUCUACCGUAUUCCGGAGCUCACUGGCGGUUGGAGGAGCGAGAUGAUGCGUAAUCAGCCGGAAUUCAUCGUGCUGGAAGGCGUGAUGAUUGUCCUGAGCGUUGGUGUGCUCACCAUCUUCCACCCUGGCUACUGCUUUCCUGCGCUUGCUAACACGACUGACAAGAGCACGAGGGAGGCGCGUGAGAAGAGCGUGGAUGAGAGCUCGGAAAUGGGAGCGGCGGUCAGCGGGUAA
Messenger RNA from Ascochyta rabiei, 963 nucleotides. RefSeq lists its product as uncharacterized. The transcript is spliced from 2 exons. NCBI's taxonomy places the organism in Eukaryota, Fungi, Ascomycota, Dothideomycetes, Pleosporales, Didymellaceae. The record is from RefSeq and is a predicted model, not a curated record. Bases 1 to 963 code for a protein of 320 amino acids. Gene Ontology annotation, cellular component: fungal-type vacuole; plasma membrane.